GUGCUGAUGUGGGAUGAGUCAGGCUGUAUGAUGCUGCUAGUGUCGCUUUCAUUUCAUCAGCACAAAAUAUCCAAACAUUUCUCAACCUUCCAGACCUGAAAAAUAAUAUGUCAGACAUGUGAGAUUCUCUGACUUGUGUGCGACUUUAAUGCAGACAGUGAUCAUUUCAACAUCACGCCGACUCAUCUUUAACAACAUCCACGCAAAGAGACCGCCUACGCGGCGCAGUUUGCGCCUGUUUGUUUUUUUAUUUCCGGAUGUUUGAUUAUAAUUCGGCUUAUUUUGAGUAUUAUGUAAAUGGUUAAUUCUGCCAUUUCGUUCAGCGGUUUCUAGUGAGGUUUUAACCCUUGUACGACAAUGGAAUCUGCUGUUUGCCACCUCUGAGCCGAGCAAACAAAAACAAUAUCUGAAUAAUCAUGGAGGCAAUUUGGCUUUACCAAUUUCGACUGAUUGUCAUUGGGGACUCCACUGUUGGAAAAUCGUGUUUGAUUAGACGAUUCACUGAAGGCCGCUUCGCACAGGUGUCAGAUCCGACCGUCGGGGUGGACUUUUUCUCUCGCUUGGUGGAGAUAGAACCUGGGAAACGUGUUAAACUGCAAAUCUGGGAUACAGCGGGACAGGAGCGCUUCAGGUCAAUUACCCGAGCAUACUACCGUAACUCUGUGGGAGGUCUGCUGCUCUUUGAUAUAACAAACCGCCGCUCUUUCCAGAAUGUUCACGAGUGGCUAGAGGAGGCACGUAGCCACGUACAGCCCCACAGCAUUCUCUUUCUGCUCGUGGGUCACAAAUGUGAUUUGGAACCACAGAGGCAGGUAGGCCGCCAAGAGGCCGAGAAGCUAGCGGCCGCGUAUGGCAUGCGGUAUGUGGAGACUUCUGCACGUGACGCCAUUAAUGUGGAAAGAGCGUUCACAGAGCUAACAAGGGACAUAUUCGAGUUGGUGAAGAACGGGGAGAUUACCAUCCAGGAAGGCUGGGAGGGAGUGAAGAGUGGGUUUGUACCAAACGUAGUGCAUUCUUCAGAAGAAGUGACAAAGGGUGAUCGUCGUUGCUUCUGUUGAAUCCGCAACCGUACCGCUUCCUCCAAUCACAGGAUCCGUCUUCAAGUCCCUGAUGAUGACAUCAUUAUCCCUUUCCUGCCUGCUGAAUGCCUAAAGUCCCACCAUGCUGUUUGUCCUUCACUUUUCUAUACUACUUUGCUCAUUUCUCCGAUCACACAAGCUUGUGACUGGGCGAACAGAACUCUGUAGUGUUAGACUCCUGACGGUUAGUCAAAAUCUUUUCCUGACUCCCAUCCUGAAACAAUGACCAGUGACCAAACAAUGACUUGCCUGUAUCUAAAUCAAUCAUGGAGCCACGAAAGUUAAACUUCCCAAAUGAAGAUGUUCACAGUAUCAGGUUUACUCUGGUCCAGGUGUCAUGGGAGAUAACGGAUUAAAACAAGCUGUAUAUGCUGACUUCACUGGUGCAGGCAUACGCGUUUCGGAUGACUUGAAGAUCUCAGACCUGAACAAUUUUGAUUGCUGGCGGUGUAGUGUGUCUCAUAAUUGACUUUAAGCUUUAAGGACAAAAGAAAGAGAGAUGUAUUGCAAUAUACUUAAUGAAAAAUCCUAGGACUGGACAAACAUGACCUGCAUUUUUUUACAAUUAUUAACAAGGCAAUGCGAACUAAAUUGUCAGUUAUCAAAGUGGUUGUAAAUAAUUAUCAGCAAGUGGUAUGAACGUCAAUCAUAUCAACCCAGAGGUACAACAUUUUUGUUGUAUUGCUGUUUAUAGAGGAACUAAUGGAAGUCUGUGCAUAUGUGCAAUCCACGAAUGGAUUAUUCAACAUACUAACAUCUCUUAAAGUAUAACACAAUACCACAAAGGCCUCUGAUUCUGACUAGAAUUAUAAACAAACCUUAAUCUAUCAUAUUAAGGUACAUCUUUUCCACCUUAAUCCCAAAGAGUGUUUCUAAUGUUAUAGCUUGUGAUUGUACUAACUCGUGUGAAAAAGCAAGCUGUUGCUUUUCUGUUUCCAGAGCUUGCAUUUCCAUGUAUUUAACAAUUUACGUUAUUGUCCUACGCAAUUUUACUUUUGAGCCUAUCUGCCGAAACUAGGUAACUCUGCAACUGCCUUCAAAUUUAAUCAGAGAUGUCUAAAUACUAUCCAUUAUUGAACAUGAUUGGCCAAGCCGUUCAUGUGUCACGCUAUUGGAUAGUAAUUGCCAUUUAUGAAGUGAAUGGAACAGGGUCUCAGGGAAGGAACAGAGAACUUUGGGAUGACUUUACAAUUCACCACCUCCGUGUAUGCUUUUUGAUGCUAGUGUGGUUGGAUUUGCAGUGACUGAAGUACAAAU
Molecule: messenger RNA, 2336 nt
Organism: Triplophysa rosa
Lineage: Eukaryota; Metazoa; Chordata; Actinopteri; Cypriniformes; Nemacheilidae
Gene: rab39bb
Product: RAB39B, member RAS oncogene family b
Exons: 3
Coding region: 417-1058 (213 amino acids)
Biological process (GO): Rab protein signal transduction
Cellular component (GO): Golgi membrane
Molecular function (GO): GTPase activity; GTP binding
Source: RefSeq, a predicted model, not a curated record